UACUGAGCUGAAACUCUUGGAGGAGGCAACCAUUUCAGUCUGCAGGUCUUUAGUUGAAAACAAUCCUCGAACAGGAAAUCUUGGUGCACUAAUUAAGGUCUUCCUUUCUAGAACCAAAGAACUAAAACUUUCAGCAGAAUGUCAGAACCACAUCUUUAUUUGGCAGACUCACAAUGCUUUGUUUAUUAUUUGCUGUUUGCUGAAAGUGUUCAUCUGUGAGAUGUCAGAAGAAGAGUUACAACUUCAUUUUACUUAUGAAGAAAAAUCUCCUGGCAGUUACUGGAAGAAGCCUUUGGAAAUUGAGAGACUGAAGAUAGAAGCUGCAGAGGGGGAGGAAAUGCUGAAAAGAGGGUCCAAGGAAGUAGGAGGAGCUGGGAUGAAGAGCACAGCAGGGAGUAUAGGCUUGCCAGAUCCUGGACGAGCCCCCAAAAUAU
This is a messenger RNA of Galeopterus variegatus (Sunda flying lemur), 434 nucleotides long. Its product is annotated as dymeclin-like. The transcript has 4 exons. Lineage: Eukaryota; Metazoa; Chordata; Mammalia; Dermoptera; Cynocephalidae. Gene Ontology annotation, biological process: Golgi organization. The record is from RefSeq and is a predicted model, not a curated record. Gene Ontology annotation, cellular component: Golgi apparatus. The annotation marks the transcript as partial.